This is a messenger RNA of Bufo bufo (common toad), 1062 nucleotides long. RefSeq names its product olfactory receptor 6B2-like. The record is from RefSeq and is a predicted model, not a curated record. The transcript is spliced from 2 exons. Gene Ontology annotation, molecular function: olfactory receptor activity; G protein-coupled receptor activity. Gene Ontology annotation, cellular component: membrane. Lineage: Eukaryota; Metazoa; Chordata; Amphibia; Anura; Bufonidae. Gene Ontology annotation, biological process: G protein-coupled receptor signaling pathway. Bases 1 to 1062 code for a protein of 353 amino acids.
AUGUCCACUAGCCGGGCAUCAUCAUACAGGACGAGGUCAGAAGAAAGCCGCUCUAGUAAGUCCUCAAUAAAGGAAAUGGCUGCUCUUGUCUGUGCAGAAGCUGAGGCUGCAAAAGAGAAGAACAUGACUACGGUCACUGAGUUUUUCAUUGUAGGAUUUCAAAGCAGUGGACAUUUAAGAAUUGACCUAAUCUGUCUCAUCCUGAUGAUAUAUUGUGGGACAGUAUGUGGGAAUCUACUGAUCAUCACCCUGGUGUCCACCAGCAAGAACCUCCAUGCCCCAAUGUACUUCUUCAUCUCGCAACUUUCCAUUUGUGACAUCUUAUUGACAACAGAUACUACUCCCAGCAUGCUCCACAUCCUCCUGAAUAAUGGGGGGACCAUUCCUUUUAUUAAUUGUAUGACUCAAUUGUAUGUCUUUGCCGUUACAGAAGCUUCUGAAUGUCUUCUCCUCACAGUGAUGUCUUAUGACAGAUAUGUGGCCAUCUGUAAUCCCCUCCGUUACACCUCCAUCAUGACAAACAACCACUGUCUGAUUUUGGCCAUUCUGUGUUGGGUCAUAGGUUCGUCCUGUUCAUUCAUUGAAAUCUUAACAACAUCAAUGUUGACAUUUUGUGGACCAAAUGUUAUUGACCAUUUAUUCUGUGAUCUUAUGCCCUUAAUAGAAAUUGCCUGUUCUGGUACUUCUACCAUUGACAUAGUGAAAUAUAUACUGAGCUUUCCUGUACUCCUCAUCCCCAUCACGAUAAUUAUCAUAUCUUAUAUUAAUAUUAUUGUCACCAUCUUGCGGUUCCCAUCUAAUAUCAGUAGACAGAAAGCCUUCUCCACCUGUAGCUCCCACCUCAUUGUAGUCACCAUAUUCUUUUUUACUAUACUGAUUGUUUAUAUUUUCCCCAAAGGCGAACAAACCUCAAAUUCUAAUAAGUUAGUAUCACUGAUAUAUACUGUAUUUACCCCAUUCAUCAACCCCAUAAUAUACAGCCUGAGAAAUAAGGAAAUUAAAAAGUCUGUUCAAGAAAUAACCAAUAAAUACAAAAUUUGUGGUUAUAAAAUCUACAUAUAA